This is a messenger RNA of Suncus etruscus (white-toothed pygmy shrew), 1483 nucleotides long. RefSeq names its product doublesex and mab-3 related transcription factor 3 (gene DMRT3). The transcript has 2 exons. Gene Ontology annotation, biological process: regulation of transcription by RNA polymerase II; male sex differentiation. Gene Ontology annotation, cellular component: nucleus. Gene Ontology annotation, molecular function: RNA polymerase II cis-regulatory region sequence-specific DNA binding; protein binding; DNA-binding transcription factor activity, RNA polymerase II-specific. The record is from RefSeq and is a predicted model, not a curated record. Lineage: Eukaryota; Metazoa; Chordata; Mammalia; Eulipotyphla; Soricidae. The coding region runs from base 1 to 1440 and encodes 479 amino acids.
AUGAACGGCUACGGCUCCCCUUACCUGUACAUGGGCGGCCCGGUGUCGCAGCCGCCGCGGGCGCCCCUGCAGCGCACCCCCAAGUGCGCGCGCUGCCGCAACCACGGCGUCCUGUCGUGGCUCAAGGGCCACAAGCGCUACUGCCGCUUCAAGGACUGCACCUGCGAGAAGUGCAUCCUCAUCAUCGAGCGCCAGCGGGUGAUGGCCGCGCAGGUGGCGCUGCGGCGACAGCAGGCCAACGAGAGCCUGGAGAGCCUCAUCCCCGACUCGCUGCGCGCCCUCCCGGGACCCCCGCCGCCCGGAGAUGCCGCGGCCGCCCCGCCACCGCCGCCAACCGCGCAGCCAACGUCGCAGGCGCCGCCGCCGCCGCCUCCUCCGCGGCCCGCUGCCGAGCUGGCUGCGGCCGCCGCGCUGCGCUGGGCGGCCGAGUCUCAGCCCGGAGCGCUGCCGGCGCCGAUCGCCAAGCCAGAUCUGACUGAGGAACGGCUUGUGGAUGGCAGCACUCCCGACAACCCAGAGGCUUUCAGUGACAAAGACACCGACCAGAGGAGCUCCCCUGAUGCUGUGAAGAGCAAGAGCAGCUUCACCCCCGAGAGCCCCGAGAUUGUGUCUGUGGAUGAAGGCAGCUAUGCCACUGUCCAGAAGAACGGGGGCAGCUCAGAGGGCCGCCCAGACAGCCCCAAAUACCAUGGGGAGCAGAACCACCUCCUGAUCGAGGGCCCCUCUGGAACUGUCUCUCUGCCUUUUAGCCUGAAAGCCAACAGGCCACCCCUGGAAGUGUUAAAGAAAAUAUUCCCCAACCAGAAGCCCACAGUGCUGGAGCUGAUCCUGAAGGGCUGUGGCGGGGACCUGGUAAGUGCUGUGGAGGUGCUGCUGUCCAGCCGGGCUUCUGUGUCCGCAGCAGCUGACCGAACUGCCACCGAGCCCGAGGGCCUAGUGCUGCCCUCGAAUGGGCACAUCUUCGAACACACCCUGAGCUCCUACCCCAUCUCCUCCUCCAAGUGGUCCGUGGGCUCUGCCUUCCGAGUCCCUGACUCCUUGAGGUUUUCCGCUGACUCCACUAACGUUGUCCCCAGCCCCUUGGCUGUGCCUCUGCAGCACCCGUUCCCCCAGCCGCCCCGGUACCCUCUGAUGCUGAGGAAUACUUUGGCGAGAAACCAAUCGAGCCCCUUUCUACCCAACGACGUCACCCUGUGGAACACGAUGACGCUGCAGCAGCAGUACCAGCUGAGGUCCCAGUACGUCAGCCCCUUCCCCAGUAACUCUGCCAGCGUCUUCAGGAGCUCACCUGUCCUCCCCACGCGUGCCGCCGAGGACCCCCGGAUCUCCAUCCCCGAAGACGGGUGUCCUAUGGUGUCCAAGCAGUCCAUGUACAGUGAGGAGGACUACGACGAACGGUCCGACUCCUCAGACUCUAGAAUACUCAACACGUCAUCCUAAAGUAGGGGUGGAUGGCUGCAGGUGACAUUUUCUGUGUAUUUGA